Messenger RNA from Drosophila novamexicana, 4140 nucleotides. It is a transcript of the gene Tmtc2, whose product is annotated as protein O-mannosyl-transferase TMTC2. Gene Ontology annotation, cellular component: endoplasmic reticulum membrane. NCBI's taxonomy places the organism in Eukaryota, Metazoa, Arthropoda, Insecta, Diptera, Drosophilidae. Bases 456 to 3470 code for a protein of 1004 amino acids. The transcript is spliced from 10 exons. The record is from RefSeq and is a predicted model, not a curated record. Gene Ontology annotation, biological process: protein O-linked glycosylation via mannose. Gene Ontology annotation, molecular function: mannosyltransferase activity; protein binding.
CGCCCACUGCGUGUGGCAGGGGCGCGUGGCCUGUUAUGCAAUUCCAAAGCAGAGCAGAGCAGAGCAUCUGUGGCCGGCCGCAGAGAAUGCAAAUAAAUGCAAGAGCAUACGGAGCAGCUCAUAUAAAUUAGGAAAAUCAACAAUAAUAACAGACACACACGCACACUUACACACACACACACACACAUACACAACACACACGCAAGCACAAAAACACAAGAAAACACGCACAUGCACAAGACCGAAGUAAAAUCACAUAAAAUGCAACGAAAUCUGCUGCAUGAAUUAAACAACAAUAACAACAACAACAACAACAAUAGCAGCAACAACAACAAGAAGAACAACAAUCGCCAGCAGAGAUACAUGAAAUAUUCAAACUAACUAAAAGCAAGGCAAUUCAUAAGAAAAUUCCUGAAAAUCCAAAGCACAACUCAACAGUUGUUGCUGCUAGGCACAUGACGCUAAUGGAGCAUCGCCUGGCCCAACCAUCGGCUGCUGCACCACAUGCAACACUGCUGCACGGCACAAUGCUUGCCAAACUGUGGCCUUGGCUGCGGCAGGAGGCGUGGCCGUGGCUGCAUAAAUCAAACAUGGACUACACCACGCUGCUGUGCUGCGGUCUGGCUUUCGUAUUAUAUUUGAACACACUUAAUGCGGGCUUUGUCUAUGACGACAGACGCGCCAUUUUAGCCAAUGCGGACGUCUCUGGUGGAUCGAGCUGGCAGCGCAGCUUUGGCAAUGACUUUUGGGGCACGCCGUUGACGGACAGCGGUUCGCACGGCUCCUGGCGACCGCUGUGCGUGCUUAGCUUCCGCCUGAACUAUCUGUUGGCCGGUGGCUUUGCGCCGUGGGGCUUUCAUCUGGGCAACAAUUUGUUGCACUGCGUGGCGACGGCGCUGGUGGUGCGUGUGGCACGCACCCUGCUUGCCUCAUUCUGGGCGGUGCUGGCCGCGGGCGCCCUCUUUGCCGCCCAUCCCAUACACACGGAGGCGGUGGCGGGCGUCGUGGGACGCGCAGAUGUGGCCGCCUGCGUUUGCUAUCUGCUCACGUACCUCAGCUAUUUGCGGCACAUGCGCUGGCGCGAAUCAGCCGAUCCGCGACAAUGGCUCGCACUGGCCACCACGCUCCUCUUCGCGCUGGCGGCGCUUCUCUGCAAAGAAACAGCGAUAACCGCGCUGCUCGUGUGCGCGGCUUUCGAUGUGAUGCGCGGCCUUAGCGGACAGGUGGAUAAGCAACGCCUGCGCUCGCUGUGCUUUGUGCUUGGCGCGCUCGGCUGCAGUGUGUACUAUCGCCUGGUCGUGGUCCCUGGACCACAGAGCGCCUUCUCCAGCGCGGAUAAUCCCAUUGCACGGACUGCCUCGACCUGGACACGACUGCUGACUUUUCUGCACCUGCCCGUUGUCAAUCUGAAGCUGUUGCUGCAGCCGCAGGUGCUCAGCUUCGAUUGGGGCAUGGAUGCGCUGCCGCGCGUAACAACGAUCUGGGAUCGACGCAACGCGCAGUCCGCCUGCUUUUACACUGUGCUGCUGGGCGUAGCCUGGCGGGGCUGCAAGGUGCUUUUGCACAGCAGCGACUAUUCGGAUGUGGCAGGUGUUAAUGGCGUCGGCUAUCCGCAGUAUCAUAUACAAAAGGUGGGACGCAAGUCACGCGCCAAGCGCAAGCGACUCGCCAACAACAACAACAACAAUAACAACAGCAACAAGUACCAAGCCUUUGAGGCAGCCUAUCAGCAGACGGCGCUGCCUUAUGCCAAGCAGCCUUGCAGCGACUGCAACAACAACAACAGCAAUGGCGCCUAUGUUUAUGGCGAUCAGCAUCCGCAUCCGCACACGCACGCACACACACAUUCGCAGUCACAUGCAACGCAUGCAACACAUACGCCGCAUCAACUCGUGUCUUCCGCCGUCAGCCUGGCGCUGCACAAGGCUUUCCGCGGCUCGCGCAGCAGCAGCAGCUGCAGCAACAGCACAACGGCCAGCAACAAGAGCAGCGGCAGCAACAGCAGCAGCACCAGCACCAGCUCCAAUUGCAGCACCAGCAGCUGCUCCAGCUCCAGUUCCAGCUCCGGUUGCAGCUCCGGUUCCAGCUCCUCCACGGACUAUAUGCUGGGCGGCAUGUCUGUCGCCGCGCGCAACGCUUGCAUUCUGCUCAUGUCCUGCGCAUUUCUCACGCUGCCCUUUCUGCCCGCCAGCAAUCUCUUCUUCUAUGUGGGCUUUGUGGUGGCCGAGCGUCUGCUGUACCUGCCCAGCGUCGGCUUCUGCCUGCUCGUUGGCUAUGGCGUCUCCAAGCUGUUGGCUUGUGGUGCUGUUGGCGUCCGCGCAUCCAGGACACGCCGUCUCCUGCUCCUGAUCGGCUUCAGCGUGCUGCUCGUCGCCUUGUGUGUGCGAACUGUGCGUCGCAAUGCGGACUGGCGGGACGAGGAGAGUCUCUUUCGCAGCGCCAUUAACGUCAAUCCGCCAAAAGCGCUGGGCAAUUUGGGCAGCGUGCUGAGCUCUCAGGCCCGCUACGAGGAGGCCAAACAGGUGCUGCAGGAGGCCAUCCGGUACAGGCCCAACAUGGCGGACGUACACUUUAAUUUGGGCAUACUGCAUCAGAAUCAACAGGACUACAAGUCUGCCGUUGAGUGCUUUCAGCGCGCCAUCAAAUUUCGGCCAAGCCUGGCAGUGGCCUACCUCAAUCUGGGCAUAUCAUUCAUUGCGCUGGGCAAGCGUCAGCAAGCCAUCGAGAUACUGCAAGUGGGCGCCACGCUGGAGGGUGCAACGGUGCGCGAUCGUAGCGCACACGAUCAGGCCAGAAGCUCAGCGUAUCUGCAGUUGGGCGCACUUUACGUGGAGCAGGGCAAGCUACAGCGCGCGCUGGCCGUCUACCGAGAGGCACUGUCCUCGCUGCCAACGCUGCUGCAACAACGCGAGGUGCUGUAUCAGCGCAUCGGCGAUGUCUUUGGCCGACUACAGCAAUGGGACGAGGCGGAACGGCAUCAUCGCGCCGCGCUGGAGCUGCAGCCCAAUCAGGUGGCGGCUCAUAUCAGCUACGGCAUAACGCUGGCCAGAAAUAGCAGUCGGGCCUCGGAGGCGGAGAUGUGGUUCAAGCGCGCGCUGAAACUGGCACCGGAACAGGCCAGCGUGUAUCACCAUUAUGCUGAAUUUCUGGCGCUGCAGUCACGACAUCACGAGUCCGCCGUCUAUCAUCGACGCGCCGCAGAGCUGGCGCCCGCGGACUAUGCUCUGGUGGUGGCAGCGGCCACCUCACUCCGCCUGCUCGAUCGCAAAGUCGAGGCGGAGCUGUGGUAUCGCAAGGCUGUCGCCCUGCGUCCGGAUGAUGCACACGCUCACACGAAUCUGGGUGCGAUAUUACAUCUGCUGGGACGGACAAAUCAUGCGGCGGCUAGUUAUAAGGCGGCGUUGCGAUUGCAGCCGGGAGAUGCCAUAACGCUCGGGAAUCUGGCCAAGUUGGGCGUAACGAAUGUUUAGUGGUUGCCAGACAGAGAUAGCGACAGAUGAUAGAUGAUAAACAGUUAUUUUUAUAUAUGCGCAGCAGGCCGGCUACAGCCGUUAGAUAACUCUACAGAAUUUAUACGAAGGACUUGGAUACAUAUAUAUUAUAAAUUAUGUAUAUCAUUUAGCAGCAGCAGAAGGAUCAGCAUGUAAAUAACCCAAGAGAGGCGACCAAAGAAAGUCAAAAACAAAAAAUUGCAAAAGAGAAUUUAAGUCGUUCGAUGAACUAGAGCAGCAAAAAAAUAAUGAGGGUAUGCAGCAGUCGAUACAGAGAGAACAAUAAUUAAACUACCUAAAUGUUAAGUAAAAUUCGAAAAUUCGUAUAUCGAAAGCCGGUAACCGGAAAGCAGGUGCUGUACAGUGAAUAUAACCGUAGCAAACUAUCAAAGCAAGUCUAUCGAAAUAUCGAUAGGCCGAUAAAAAGCGUAUCGAAAAAAAAACAAAAAACAAAUACAUUGAUCGUUUAAUGUCGAUAUAUCGAUAUAUCAAAAUAGUAUCGAUUACAAAAUAUAGUUAGAUCGAUAACAGCAUGAUAUCGAUAACAAGAGAUAUCGACCUUUUGUCAAAUGUAUGUGCUUAAUAUGAAUGUAAAUUAUUGUAAAUACGCAAAACAAAAUAUGAAAACAAACUCAAAAUCAUAUAUAUU